AUGGCACCAAGCACAAAAGAGUAUGCGAUCGGAGCAUUGCUGAUCAUACUCGUGGAUGUGCUUUGGACAAGCUCGAACUACCUCGCCAAUACUGUACUGACCCGUGGAUAUGAUAAGCCUUUCGCCUUAACGUAUCUUUCUACUGCUUCCUUCACUGUGUAUCUUAUCCCAUUCUGUAUUAUAAUUCAGCAUCGAAAACAAACAGUCCAGCCGAGCACAAAUUCAUGGUGGUAUAAGUUGGGAUUUCGUCUUCCUACUCCCCAUGAUGUGUCUUCUCGCGUAGGACGGUCGAGCAACACCGAUAUAACGCCUCCUAAAAAAUUGCCUCGGGCGUCAUCAAUCGAUGGCCGCCUUCCUGCUGUCAGUAUCCCUAUUAGAACACAAAGAAGAAGCAUACAAUGGAACACUGAAACACAAGCCCUUAUUGAGAACGAUCCUCUUUCGACGGAUCCCGGAAGGCUUGUGUCCCAAGCCCCGGUUCUUGUGGAUGCAUCAGAAUUACCAUCACUCUCGAUUUUUGAAACCGCUUGUUUAGCCAUGGAGUUUUCCGUGAUUUGGUUUAUCGCGAAUUGGACGUUUGUUGCAGCUUUGGCGUUCACCAGUGUUGCCAGCGGCACCACAUUGGGUAGUACAAGUGGCCUAUUCACACUGAUACUUGGCAGUUUGUGUGGCAUUGAUACGUUCUCUUUUUGGAAAUUAUUUGCAGUGGUGCUCAGUUUUACAGGAGUGACUUUGGUAACGUUUGUGGACCACGACAAGUCAAACACUCCAAUGUCAUUAUCUAAACCUCUGUGGGGUGAUGUCCUUGCACUAGUAUCGGCCCUGUGCUAUGCUGGCUAUGUUACAUUCCUUAAAUUGCGCAUUGGCUCUGAGGAUCGCAUAUCGAUGCCUCUUUUUCUUGGAUGUGUCGGAGCAUUCAACUUGGUCGCAUUUUGGCCCGUUGGUCUUCUAUUGCAUUUCGCUGGUAUCGAGCUCUUGUCAUGGCCUAAUGAUGGUCUGACUAUGGCGGGUCUUUUUUUCAACAUGUGCAUAACGGUGGUGUCUGACUUUGCUUACCUUGUGGCCAUACUCAAAUCGUCUCCAUUGUUGACCACUAUCGGACUUUCUCUAACCAUCCCCAUGGCUGUUUGCAUCGAUGCCAUCCAAAAUGCCAUGUCUCUACCUUUACAAAGUAUUAUCGGAAGUAUUCUUGUGUUGACUAGUUUCGGAGGUAUUGCAUGGGAGGAAAAUCAAGCAAAUGUAAAUGUCUAA
This is a messenger RNA of Malassezia restricta, 1251 nucleotides long. RefSeq names its product solute carrier family 35, member F5. Lineage: Eukaryota; Fungi; Basidiomycota; Malasseziomycetes; Malasseziales; Malasseziaceae. The transcript is spliced from 3 exons. The record is from RefSeq and is a predicted model, not a curated record. Bases 1 to 1251 code for a protein of 416 amino acids. Gene Ontology annotation, biological process: regulation of peptide transport.